Messenger RNA from Gigantopelta aegis, 2208 nucleotides. RefSeq names its product zinc finger protein 26-like. NCBI's taxonomy places the organism in Eukaryota, Metazoa, Mollusca, Gastropoda, Neomphalida, Peltospiridae. The transcript is spliced from 4 exons. Bases 346 to 2076 code for a protein of 576 amino acids. The record is from RefSeq and is a predicted model, not a curated record.
CGGAAAUGCUAUGUUUUGUUAUCGUUUGGUAAUUUAUUUGUUUAAAAUGACCUGGGCUGGAGGAAUGCAUAAUGUGUAUUCCGAUAAACAAAAAACAUAUUAGUUUUGAAGACAACAAUUUACAGCAAACAAACUUGUUUACACCACUCGAGUUAGCUAACUAGAAUAACGAUCUGAAUGCGUUGAUAAUAGGAACCGGAUUGUGGCUAGGGCUGGUAUCUUCAAUCUUGUAGCACAGUGAACUGGUGGUAUAGAUGCCAAUUUAUCCAGUAAACUGCACCGAGUCUUGUACCAUGAGCACAAUAUGACAAUCGUCUUGACAGGUUUGUCUGUCAUGUGCAACAAAUGAUGGAUAAAACCGACUCGAUGACUCCCUCAGAUUCAAAAGCUUGCUCAGAUUCAAAGACUCGUUCUGGUUCAAAGAUUGGCUCUGGUUCAAAAAACCACUCUGAUUCAAAGAUUCGCUCUGGUUCAAAGAACCGCUCUUGUUCAAAGACUCGCUCUGGUUCAAAGACACAGUCUGGUCCAAAGACUCGCUCUGGUUCAAAGAUUCGCUCUGGUUCAAAGAACCACUCUGAUUCAAAGACUCACUCAGAUUCAAAGAUCCACUCCGACUCAAAGACCUCCUCUAAUCCAAAGACCUGCUUGGAUUCGAAAACCAGCUCUGUUGACAGUGAGUUAAAUAAAGAAAAGCUCCGAGGAGACCACCACCCAUUGAAUGAGAACCCCAAGACCUGCUCAGACUCGAAAACCAGCUCUGUUGACAGUGAGUUAAGUAAAGGAGACCACCAUCCAUUGACCGAGAACCCUGAGACCCAUCCUGAUGAGAAGCCGUACAAAUGUGGAGUGUGCUCCACGACAUUCCGCCAAGCGAACAAUCUGCACUACCACAUGAUGGUACAUGAUGACAAACGACCACGCAGCAAACUGCUGCAGUGCGACCUGUGUCUGGAGCACUUCACAAGGAGACAGUUCCUCGAGAGACACUACGCAUUGCACAAGGACGAAGAUGGGCAGCAGUUGCCUGAAGAAAUACACAAAACUCUGAUGGUGAAAAAGAAGAAGCGUAGACGCAGAAAACCUCCCGGUUACUCCAAGAUUGAUGACCAUUCUGUCAGCUUCACUGCCGAUCUUAAACCAGACUCUUGGGAGACAGAAAAUGAAUGCACUAAGGAGAAGACGCAAGCCUCAGAUAGGUCAUUGAGGGCCAUUAAGGAGGAGACACAAACCUCAGAUACGUCAUCAGUGGCGGUCAUGGCUUGUCUGUACUGUGAUUUCAAGUGUUGCUCCAAACCUGAACUCAAAGUACAUUCGGAUUCUAAACAUUGUGGGAAGCCGUGUAAAUACAUCAGUUACGACGUCACGAAAAACAAAGCCUCGAGACCUUGUCCCAGCAUGAUUGAGUCGCACGAGCUGCCGAUCAAGAAAACGAAGAGAGGGCUGGGACUCACCCCUGAAGCGAGUUGUAAUUUUGUGUAUGAGGUGAACCAGUCCACUGGGACGAUCGUGUGCUACCUGCGAGAUGAUUGGCACAAUCCUCUCAAAGACUCUGUUGUCCUGCCGUCCAAUUUCAAUGCCAUGUCUGAACCGUGUGCAGAAAUGGGCAUUUCAAACACUGUACCGCAUUUGGAGACCUGCGUUUCAGACACUGAACCAAGUUUGAAGACAUGUGUUUUAAACACUGUACCACAUUUGGAGACCUGCAUUUCAGACACUGAACCAUGUUUGAAGACACGUGUUUUAAACACUGUACCGCAUUUGGAGACCUGCGUUCCAGACACUGAACCAGGUUUGAAGACAUGUGUUUUAAACACUGUACCGCAUUUGGAAACCUGUGUUUCAGACACUGAACCAUGUUUGAAGACAUGUGUUUUAAACACUGUACCGCAUUUGGAGACUCGGACGUAUGGUUCGGACAGUGAAACAAAUGUCUCCGAUAGUUCGUCUUCACCAGUUCCACAGAAAUCAGAAUUUAGUUGUGACGCUAGCAUGGAUAGUGAUGAGGAAAUGUCAGACGAAUCGGUAGUCAAUCAGAUACCUGAAGUGUACAUUGACAGGGCAUGCUGCUCUACAUAGUUACUAGUCCCCUACUCGGGGCUUCUAGAUUAUGGUAGCCCCAUUCCCAUGGCUAGUGAUAUUCAAUGUGGGGCUAGUAAAUAACUAAUAUUGCCAUGCCCGACGGCUAGGAAAUAAAAUAAAAAAAACGUU